GUAUUGCGUUGUCCGUGCGCGCGACUACACGUAACGCGUCCGCGAACCUUCGAAUGUACGAUCACGAUUGUGUUAUAUAAAAAUUCGCAUUCUUUUAUCCAUUCGUUACAAGUAGAAGCAGUGCUGCAAAAUCAUUAAAAUUCUCACCUUAAUCUUCUUACAUUCCAAAGCGUAACGUUAUAUUUUUUGAGGAAAAAUAUUCGAACUCGACAAAGAUUAGUUGCGUUAAUCUGAAGCCUUUAGUGGAAUUUAUAAAUUGAGUAAUAUAAAUUAGUGAAGAUUUCGUCCAAGAUAGUGGAAGUAAGUGCGUUGUGGAACUGGACGGUCGGUGAUGUAGUGUCGGUGAACAACAGCAGCGAGAUGGAUACGAUGAUAAGCGUGUGGACGAUGGUGGAGCACGUCAGGGUGGCCAGCGGCGCCGCCGAGCUCGCCAUCUUCACGGCUAUUCUCUACUGGUUCUUCACGUCCAGCCGUGUGGCCGAUAUGCUGGAGGUGGUUGGCGAGAGGGUGGGGGGAUGGUGUGGCCGAGACACCAGCUCCUCCCUCCGACAGGCGGUGCGCGCGCGUAAAAGGCAGCAGGAAUAUGCGAAAGUGGACAAUGAUGUUGCUUGCCGCACAUCGUCGCUAUACAGAAUAAAGGAAGGACCAGUGAUUCCGGCUCCUGAACCGCAGAUGAGACCACCAGCUGGACUGGCGUGUGGAAGAUGUGCACCGGUUUCCAGGGACUCAUGGCAGGACCCCAAAGUGAAAGACACGGGCGCAGUAAUCAACAUUCUAGACAUUGGUAGACAAAACUUCGCGAAUGGUGGCGUGGUCUCCCGCUACUUAUGUGACCUAGCCCAAUGCUGCAACCUCUUCAACUACGAUUACAAAGAUGUUGUUCCUAAUGUAUUAAAAGACGACAGCGUAGAGAGCGCGAUAGAGGAAGCGACACAGGAGGAGCUCAGUAAAGCCAAGGAAGCCGGUCAGUCCGGCGCUCAGUACGCCACCGUGAGGAAACGAGUGGAGGCAAAGGCUUUGAAGGUCGUCCAGGAUAUCAGUUCGGCUAUGUCUAAUAAUGUUCUCAAAUUCGUAGCAUGGGUAUGUCACAAAGCCGUCCGCCGGGUCGCGGGCGGCGGCUGCGGCACCCGGGUGGCUGGCGUCGAGCGUCUCCGCCGAGCCAACGCAGCUGGUCUUCCUCUAGUCUUCGUACCCCUACACAGAUCUCACUUCGACUAUAUCCUGAUGACCUUCACACUAUAUCUGACGGGAUUGAGGCCGCCUCUAGUGGCCGCCGGCGACAAUAUGAGGAUACCUUUCUUUGGUUGGUUCCUCCGAGGUUGUGGUGCUUUCUACAUCAGGCGAAGAGUUGAAGGUUCCGAGUACCACGGUGACCCCACAUACAAGUCUGCACUUAGGGCGUAUAUCCUGAACAGUUUAUCAGCCGGCAACAAUCUGGAGUUCUUCAUAGAAGGAGGACGUACUAGGACAGGAAAACCACAGACACCUAAAGCGGGAAUAUUAUCAGUGAUCAUGGACGCUUACCUAGACGGAACUAUAGAUGACGCACUUCUAGUACCAGCUACGUUAAACUAUGACAAGCUAGUCGACGGGAACUUUGUUCGCGAACAAUUGGGCAUGCCCAAACAAAUGGAGACCUUCUGGUCAGCUCUGAGGGGCAUUUGGAGGACUUUGAACACUAAUCACGGAAGCAUAAGAGUGGAUUUCAAUCAGCCUAUCUCUUUGAAGGAACUGGUAACAUCAUUCCAAAAGUACCAACACUACAAGGCUCCCAUCGAGAGUUCCCUGACUCCUCCCAACAACAACCUGGCGGUUAACCUGGACAGACAGAUCCUGUACAACCACAGCCACUCCAGCCUGUACGGCGCCGACGUCAGCACCGACCACAAGAUGAUGGUCGAGGCUAUCGGCAGACAUCUCGUGUACGACGCCUCCCAAGCCACAGCGCUAAUGUGCACGAACGUGCUAUCAUACGUGCUACUGACGGAAGCGCGUCGCGGCGCCACGCUGGGCGCGCUGACGGCGCGGCUGGCGGCGCGCGGCGCGGCGCUGGCGGCCGACGGACGCGACCGAGGCUAUACCGGCGAGCCCAGCCACGCUGUCAGACAUGCGCUGGACAUGCUAGGCCGCGGUCUGGUCCGCGUGUCGGGCAGCGGGCCCCGCGCGUCGGUCCGCGCGCAGGCGUCGGUGUCGGCGUCGCUGGAGCUGGCGUACUACGCCAACGCCGUCGUCGCGCACUACGCCGCGCCCGCCAUUGUCGCCACAGCCCUAGAAACUUUAGUCUGCUCAUCAUCUUCCAACGUGGUCCGGCAAUCAGAUCUCCUGAACGCAUCGCUACAACUAUGCGAAGUAUUGAGUCACGAGUUCAUAGUGUGUGCUCCCUGUCAGCGCAUACAGGAUCGAAUGCUGGACGCCAUCGAUGGGUUAGAAGCUCAACAGCUGCUGGUCAAGGAGAAGUCGCCAGUGCUACUAGAAGAGGAGCAGUGGUCGCGUCGCAUGGCCGCGCGGCUGGAGGAGGACGACGUGGUGGAGCGGCCCGACCCCGCGCAGCGACUCACCUACACCGUCUCGCAGCUGCCCGAAGCACUCGCAGAGAGACGAAGACUGCUGCUGACUCUGCGGCCGCUACUGGAAGCGUACGCCGCGACGUGCCGUAACUUAGAAGCCGGCACCAUGAAGGACGUCGUCAAGAACACUCUCGACUCGCUCACCGACGACUUCACGCACAAUAGGAUGGUUUACGGCGAGGCGGUGUCGACGGACGCGAUCCGCAACUGCCUGCGGCUGCUGCGGCAGUGGGGCGCGGUGGAGGUGGCGGGGCGCGAGCGGCGCCUGCGCCUGCGAGCCCCCUACGACGCGCCGGCCGCGCGGGCCAGCCUCACGCACAACGUCACGCAGUUCUGCGUACCCUCGCCGCUGCUCGAACAACUCUAACCGUGCCGUGUGUGACUAGUGAACUGUGUCAGUGCCGGAUUGAAGACGAGAACUGGGAUGACGUACGUUUUAGGGCUCAGGUUAAUUAGAGCCCCCCAUCACAAGUGAUCUGACUGAAUUUCGUCGUAAAAAGUACCACUGUAAUAAGACUUUUGGAGGCCCCGUUUUCGCUAAAAGCCCAGGUUUUUUUUAAUCCGGCACUGCCGUGUAUAAAAAGGACGAGUGAGAAUACCUUUCGCGUAGUGUUAAAGUGAAGGCAGCAUUUCAAACGACUUUUGCAUUAUAUUGGUUCAGUGUGAUCGAAUUGUCGUAUGACGUCUUGCUUGGUUAUCGUUUAAAUUUGUAGUGUCUUUUGCUAUGUUUCCUAGCAAUAUUUUUUUGUUAGACGAGACAUGUCAUUGUCUAUAAAUGUUAUUGUUACACUUUGCUCAUAUAGUACCAAAUUAAGUUUCAUUGUAACAAUAAAUAGUUUUCAUGUAUGUAAAGACUUUGAUGGCUCGAAAUUAAGCCAAAAAAAUCGAAAACUUAUUUGUGCGGCGUAAAAUGUCAAAGCGAAUAGACAUAAAAGCGCCACUCGAGUAAAGUUAUUAUAAAUUUAUUGAAUGCAAUGUUUUCUUACACCUGACCAAAGAUAGACUUUGUAGUGGAACCCUUUAUGGUCUGGUUUUAAACAUUUCUGCAAAAUUAUAUGUUUUAUGUCAGUCAAGGGAGUACAAUAUUUAUUGGAGUAUGAUUUCAUUGUAAUAUAAUGUAGUUUUGACACCCUGGGUGUUAGUGCUUGGGUAUAGUUGUCUCGCCAACUAGACUCUGUCAACAAAUUCUGCUUGGACGAGAAGUAUCAUUCUAAAUCUGAAUAUAUAUUUCAAUGCGUGCGAAAAGUUAAUAAUUUAUAAUAUACGUGUGUUAUCGAAAAUGAAACUGCAUUUUGUCGGGACAAAUAAUGACAUCUAUAGCAGUAUUUGUUGAUAGCGACUAGAGGACGUCCCAUGACCUACUGUAACAAAACGUGGACUAUCCAAACUCAUAAUUAUACAUAUUUAUAUGUACUGAUUGUUAUACAAACAAACAAUUAUGUUUAUUACCACAUUGUGUAACAGGGACAUGGAUAUAUGUAGUUUAAGUUUUAACAGUUGCCGGGGUAACAACGACGUGCGUUAUUCUAACGUAAUAUUGUUAUAUUUAUACCAUUCGGAUAAGCGAUAUUGUUACAUUUUCAACACAUUGUGAUUUAGUGUGUUAUGCGUUUUGUAUGGUACUGAAGGUUGCUCAAAGAUUGGAGCCAAUUGUCUCGUGAUGUUAAUGUUUUGGUACAUUAUUCAUUGUUGGCACUCUUCUUAUUCACACUACAUAAUAUCAGUCUUGAAAUAUAUGUGAAAACGUUCUCUGUUAUGCAAGUAAUUAUCAUUCAGUAGUUAAGGUAUUUUCCGCAUUUGCUACUCGGCGCGGGAAAUUCCCAAAACGAUUUUUAUUACCGUUGGAUUUAACUAACUUGUAUUAUAAGAAUUAGGUUUAAUAUAGCCUUCUAAAGUUUGUAUCGACAAUUCUUGAGUAUAAUUUAAUACUAGCUACCAAUAAAUAAUGUACCAAUACCAUACUUAUUGAUCUGUGAUGUGACAGCUAAUUAAAACGAGAGUUUUUGUAUAUAUUGUGACUAAAUUAUCAUUUAUUUUCGAAGUUGUCUUGAAUGUUUGUGCGUUGUGAUCUCAAGAUUGCAAUAAAUGUGCUUGUGUGCGUACUUUUUGCUUACAAUGUGAGUUGGUUGGCAUUUAAAGGAAUCAUAUUCGACAAAUUGCCCUGCAUUACAUAGUAUAAAAAGUCCGCAAACAAGUAGUUCACAUAGCAUUUGUAUCUAAAGUGGAAAUAAGUAUGGCUGGCCAUUACCCGACUCCAAAGAGUCAAGUUAUUCCUUUUUGUACUGCGUUAAACUUAAGUCGACAAAUAGUAUGUAGAGUUUAUUUACUUUGUCACCCAUAUAAUGAUAAAAGGGGGCAAAGCUAAGAUUGAUUAAAACAAUCUUGAAAUAUU
Messenger RNA from Helicoverpa zea (corn earworm), 4959 nucleotides. It is a transcript of the gene mino, whose product is annotated as glycerol-3-phosphate acyltransferase 1, mitochondrial. The transcript has 17 exons. The record is from RefSeq and is a predicted model, not a curated record. NCBI's taxonomy places the organism in Eukaryota, Metazoa, Arthropoda, Insecta, Lepidoptera, Noctuidae. Gene Ontology annotation, cellular component: mitochondrial membrane. The coding region runs from base 361 to 2934 and encodes 857 amino acids.